GUUGACACAGGCAGGCGGGUUUUAUUUUGAAGGUUCAGACCGGAAGUGGCGGCUAAUGUUUGAAGCUAGUUUGACAUUGGUGCUGUACUUUCUGUCAGUCACUUCACUGCUGUCCUUUAAACAGCAACACGCUUGGACUCGGCUGAUUCGAAAGCGCAGCUAUGUGCAGCUGUGUGCGGAGCUCCAGGGCUCUGUCCCCUGUCCUGCUCCCCAGGCUGCUGCUGCUUCCCCACACUGGGUACAGAUUGGCCAGCAGGGGCCUCUGGACCUCCCCUCACUGUUUGGCCGUCAGUGGAGACUCCCAGUUGCUCCCACUGCCCAGCCAGGCCCGUGUGGUGAUAUGUGGUGGAGGUAUUGUGGGGACAUCAGUAGCAUACCACCUAGCCAAACUGGGCUGGACUGAUAUAGUGCUGCUGGAGCAGGGCAGACUUGGUGCAGGAACAACCAGACUGUGUGCUGGCAUCGUCAGCGUAGCAAAGCCUAUUUCCAUUGAGUGUCAAAUGGCAAGCUACUCCAAUAGUCUUUACCAGCAGCUGGAGGAGGAGACUGGCGUCAAAACAGGGUAUGUGAAGACGGGCUCUCUGUGUUUGGCCCAGAAUCAGGAUCGCUUCAUCUCUCUGAAGCGACUGGCAUCCCGACUAAAGGUAAUGGGAAUCAGCUGCAACAUCAUUAAGCCUAAAGAGGUGGCCAAACUCCACCCUCUUGUUAACAUUCAUGACCUAGUGGGAGCACUCCACCUGCCUGCAGACGCUGUGGUGUCUCCUCCUGAUGUUAACCAUGCACUGGCUGUGGCUGCUGCUGGACAAGGGGUUCAGAUCUUGGAGCGAACCAGUGUUCAGCAGGUUCAAGUAGAGAAGGGUCAAGUGAUGGCGGUGGAGACUGACCGUGGCUCCAUUGAGUGUGAAUAUUUCGUCAACUGUGCUGGACAGUGGGGUUAUGAGCUGGGCCAGGCCAGUGAGACGAAGGUGUCUGUUCCUCUUCAUGGCUGUGAACACUUCUACCUCCUCACCAAACCUCUCCAGGAGCCACUUCCACCCAGCACACCAGUGGUGAUUGAUAUGGACGGCAGAAUAUAUGCACGACCGUGGCAGGGAGGUCUUCUGUCAGGAGGCUUUGAGAAGAACCCCAAACCAAUCUUCACAGAGGGCCGCAACCAGCUGGAGAUCCAGAACAUGCAGGAGGACUGGGACCACUUUGAGCCAAUGCUCAGUGCCUUGCUGAGGAGAAUGCCAGGUCUUGAGUUAGCUGAGAUCCAUCAGCUGGUCAACUGUCCGGAGUCCUUCACCCCUGAUAUGCGCUGCCUGAUGGGAGAGACGCCGGGUAUCUCUGGUUACUACGUGCUGGCAGGAAUGAACUCUUCUGGCCUGGCUUUUGCUGGAGGAGCUGGCAAGUACCUGGCAGAGUGGAUGACCUAUGGUUACCCUACUGCUAAUGUCUGGCCACUGGACAUCAAACGCUUUGGCAACCUGCAAAGCAGCCGAACCUUCCUGCGACACAGAGUUAUGGAAGUCAUGCCUCUGCUGUAUGAACUAAAGGUCCCUCGCUGGGAUUUUCAGACCGGGCGUCAGCUGCGGACCAGCCCUCUGUAUGACCGUCUGGACACGCAGGGAGCUCGCUGGAUGGAGAAACAUGGUUUUGAAAGGCCCAAAUACUUUGUACCUCCAGGGAAAGAUCUGCUGUCUCUGGACCAGAGUAAGACCUUUUACAAGCCGGACUGGUUUGACAUUGUUGGAGCAGAGGUGAAAUGCUGCAAAGAGGCUGUCUGCGUCAUCGACAUGUCCUCCUUCACCAAGUUUGAACUAACUUCAACGAAAGACCAGGCCCUGGACCUGCUGCAACAUUUGUGUGCCAACGACCUGGAUGUUCCUGUUGGACACAUCGUCCAUACCGGCAUGCUGAACGAGAGGGGAGGUUAUGAGAAUGACUGCAGCGUGGUUCGCCUCAGCAAGAACAGUUUCUUCAUCGUCUCUCCAACAGACCAGCAGGUCCACUGUUGGUCCUGGAUAAAGAAACACAUGCCCAAUGACCCACACCUCCAUCUAGAGGAUGUCAGCUGGAAGUACACUGCUUUAAAUCUGAUUGGACCUCGUGCAAUGGACGUUCUGGCUGAGCUGUCAUAUGUUUCUAUGACACCUGACCACUUCCCCUCCAUGUUCUGUAAGGAGAUGAGUGUUGGCUAUGCCAAUGGGAUCAGAGUAAUGAGUAUGACUCACACUGGGGAACCAGGUUUUAUGCUCUACAUACCCAUAGAGUAUGCUCUGCACGUGUACAAUGAGGUGAUGUCGGUGGGUCAGAAGUACGGGAUUCGUAAUGCAGGGUACUACGCGCUGCGCAGCCUCCGCAUAGAGAAGUUCUUUGCCUUUUGGGGUCAGGACCUCGACACUUUCACCACCCCGCUCGAGUGUGGACGAGAGUUCCGGGUUAAGUUUGACAAGGACACAGAUUUCCUUGGUCGCGAGGCCCUGCUGCAGCAGCGUCAGGACGGUGUGUCUCGGCGGUUCGUCAUGCUGGUUCUUGAGGACCAUGACACUGAGCUGGACUUGUGGCCGUGGUGGGGCGAACCCAUCUACUGUAACGGCCAGUUAGCUGGGACGACCACCAGCAGCGCCUACAGCUACACACUGGAGCGCCACGUCUGCCUUGGCUUUGUAUCUCCACCGCUAGGCCCAGAGGGGCUCCCCACACCCAUCACUCCAGACUUCAUCAACCGUGGGGACUACGAGGUGGACAUUGCUGGCCAGCGGUACCCAGCCAAAGCCAAACUCUACCCCUUCAGCUCUCUCUUUACCCAACAAAAACGCAGAAAGGACGACAUGGAGCUCAGCAACCUCCAGGGGAAGUGAUGCGGAGUAAUGGAAGACCCUGGAUUUGGCUCUGUAGGAGUUUCUGUGACACUCCUCCAGUUCACCAAAUCCUCCCCUGCACUUACCUCCCAGUGCCAACUUAUUGUCCCAUUUCUAGCUCCUAAUCGGAGGGUUGUAUGCACAAUCACUCCAUGUCCCUCUAACAUUUACCUUCCAUGUUGCAUCUCCCUCUUUUUAAAGUGCAAUAUUAAGAGCCACCAAAUACUUGAGCUGUAUCAAAUAUGGAGCUCCUAUAUCGUCAGAUUCUAAAGUUAUUCUCCAGCCCCCACACUCAGACACAGUCCACACAGUCUCAAUGGCUAGUUUACUGGGACAGGCUGUGGUUAAGUGCCUUUGUUAAGGCAACAUCAACGAUACGCGAUCUUACGACUCUUUCACUUUGUUCACUUUAACCCAUCCUGAAAGGAUCUUGACCGACAAUCUGUAACGUUUCGACGCGACACAGUCCGGAAGAGUCUGAAAGAAAAUGUCAUUCAGUGCUGAUGUGCAAAUGCCUACACAGUCAAUAUACAAGUGUUGACUUUAUUUUCAUUUUACAAGUUGUAUAUUUGCUGCUUUAAAGAAAUAUGAGUGAUGUGACUUUAUACUGUCCACUACUAUCAUCCCCACUACAUUGUCCUUAACAAUGAAGGGAUAUCCCUUCAUUAAGUAUCCUUCUCAGUAAGGGGGGAAAUUCCUGGCUGAAAAUCCAAUCAUUAGUAAAUUGUUGUUUUGUGUGCCGCCCAUUACUCCAGUCGUGUUAAAAAGGUUUCCCAAGCAAAAUUGCCUUUUUCCCCCUUUAUCAUCCAUUUUGUGCUGUUGUUGUUGUUGUUGUUGUUCUUCUGUGUGUCGAGCUUGUGGUAUUUAAGCUGAAGUGAUCCGACCUGUUUUUUUAUGUUUUGUGGUCGUUUUUGAAGCGACGUCGCUCUGCUGAAGCGCUGCUUGAGUUUUGAUGAGGGAGGGCGGAGAGGGAAAGCUGUGGCUGUAAUCCCACGAGUCCAUGAUAUCUUACAUUGUUGUUAGUUCUGUUUAUCCAUAGUUAGGAUAUUUGAGAUAAGAUGUAUUUUUGUAUAGCUAGUGUGUAUAAAAUCUCUAUUUUCAGUACUGCACACGUUUGUAGUCAGUCAGUUUUUAAGUUCUAUCAGCUAUUAUUAAUCAUCUACAAUCCAUUUGUUUCAUUCAUGCAGUUGUCUUUUUAAAUGCUUUCCUCUCUUCUUGUGCACAUGUACUUGUCAGCGGCAGCUUAAUGUUUUCCUACAUUUCUACAUUUGAUUUGGUCCGUUUGUCUCUCGCCCGCUUCAGAGGUCAAAAGUUUGGGAGAGCUAGAGUAUCAGGCCUGGAGCUGGUAGGAGCGUUGUGAGGUAAAUUGUUCAGAUAAAAGGAGAAGUUCAAAGUUGUCAAGUCAUACAUGGCAAAUAGAUAAUACUACUAUGUGUUUGUGUUGUCAAAAGGCUUUGGCGUGUUGAUCUGCUGGGAAGUUCGCUUGAGUGGCUAAAUGGUCUACCAAAAACACUAAACGUCUCACAGAAGUACUUUUUAGAUCAAUUACUUCUGAGUGAAGAGAUAUUGUCACAUUCAAAUGAUUUUGUUUAAUAUUGAUUACAGAUGCUCAGAUCUUUCUGAAAUGAGAAAUCAAGUGUAAAUAGAGUGAUCAAGUGUGCUCGAGGAUGGUAGGACAUGCUAAAGGACAGACACAGCAGGGAACUCACUGAACUCCUGGUGAUUGACAGGCCUUUAGACAGCUUAACUCCAUCAUCACUGAUAAAAAUGCUUCUUCACAGUGUAUCUCCAACUCCUUGUCUAAACCUCUACUUCUACUAAAGUGUUUACAGUGGCACAUAAAACAGGAAUGUGGAAAGCCUCAUCAAAUCUUCAUCUUAAUUUUUUUUUUUUGAUUAGUUUGCUAACAUCUCAGGCUUUUCCAUGACAAACGAUCAACAUCACACUCUCAAACUAGAACAGAACUUGCUCCAACGCAGAGUCGGACUCGGCUUAUAAAGGGCUAAUUUCUCUUUUGGUGUGCUUUGUUUGUAAAAAGAAAAGGCGCUGAUAAUAUUAAAUGAAGUUUUUGCAUGUGAGAGUGCAAUGUAUCAGUCUUUGUAUCCUUCAGCUUCAGUGCUGUUACUGUAGUGCAGUGUCCUUCUCCAACCCAUGGUACUUUUUGCUUUAGCUUCAUGUGAUUCACUUUUGGGGCCUCAUUUAUACAAGAAUCCAACACAAACAUCUUAGUCUUAUCAUUUCUAAUGUAUUCGGUAUUGUAUAAAUAAGGCCUCAUUAAUGAUUAGUAAUUAAUGGUGUACCUUUUUUAAGUUAAUGCACUUAAUAUCCAAGAGUCCAGUAGCUGUGAAGGCACCUUUUCAACAGUCUGACCUCUUUGUUGAGCAAAUUAUUAAAGGGAAACAGCCCCGAACAUUUGCACUAAACAAGAGCAGCCUUCUUUUUUUAUACGUGCACACACACACACACACACACACACACACACACACACACACACACACACACACAAAAGCAAGCACUAUCACUGAAUAUCAAGUAUAACAUAUAUCCAAAAAGCUGAAGGCGAAAAAAACAGCGAAUAGUAAGAAAAAAAAAAAGUGUCAGGGGAGUUUUGGGAAAGUUUGUUGUCAUGAAUACUAAUCGGUGAAGUGGUAGUGUCGUCUAUCCCAAAACACUGACACUCCACACUCACUGGUGCAUGUUUGUCUCGUUUGAUGUUUCCAUUAACACCACUUGUACUUGACUGUUCUGUAAAUGGCAGAUUUUUUUCUUCAGAGCUUUACAAUAAUGUAUUUAUAUGAUGUUCAUGUCUGGCUGUCUAAUGUACAUAAAGUAAAAUAUAAAGAGAACUGUGUUCAUACAAAAA
Larimichthys crocea (large yellow croaker) is the source of this 5706-nucleotide messenger RNA. It is a transcript of the gene pdpr, whose product is annotated as pyruvate dehydrogenase phosphatase regulatory subunit. Gene Ontology annotation, cellular component: mitochondrion. NCBI's taxonomy places the organism in Eukaryota, Metazoa, Chordata, Actinopteri, Sciaenidae. The transcript is spliced from 18 exons. Bases 162 to 2843 code for a protein of 893 amino acids. Gene Ontology annotation, molecular function: protein binding. The record is from RefSeq and is a predicted model, not a curated record.